Athene cunicularia (burrowing owl) is the source of this 1496-nucleotide messenger RNA. It is a transcript of the gene SLC7A6OS, whose product is annotated as solute carrier family 7 member 6 opposite strand. The record is from RefSeq and is a predicted model, not a curated record. The transcript has 5 exons. The annotation marks the transcript as partial. Gene Ontology annotation, biological process: developmental process. NCBI's taxonomy places the organism in Eukaryota, Metazoa, Chordata, Aves, Strigiformes, Strigidae.
CUCGCUUGCAAGCGGCUGCGCACGGAGUGCGGCGGCGCCGCCCAGCCGGUGGAGAGGAGUCUCUUCAAGCUGGUGGCGACCGUGUCCUCCAAGAAUGAACCAGUUCAGAAAUACGUUCAAGAAGUGAUCACUCGAGACAAAGCAGCUCAAAGUCUGCGACCCUCUUUGGGGAGCACUCAGCGAAUCAUUCAGGAACUCCGCUCUUCCAAGCAAGUGAAAAGGAAGGAAAACCGUUACCGUGUAAUAGCCAGCCAUCGACCUAACUAUACUGAAACAGCUGCACCUCUCGUAAAUGGGGAGGCAUCACUUGAUGGUGACAGAUCAGACUCUGAAGCAACGGAAGAUGCUUCACAGAAGGAGAGCGGUGCUGUUGAUAAGAGCUCAGACUGCUGUGGGCAAUUCCAGUUGUUUGAUAUUGUACAAGAAGAGGAGGUGGUGGGAGACCCCAGCAUAACUGCUGCAAACCCACAGCAGAAAGCUGAUCCAGAUGUGAUUCUUUGCAAUGCAGUAGAGAUGAUCCGUGAGCGUUUACAUGUUUCUGAAGAUGGUAAAAAAGAACACCAUGAGAAAGAAGAUGAGUAUGUUUAUGACAUCUACUAUAUGGAAACAUCAGCUCCUGGUUGGAUCCAAAAUAUCCUUUCUGUACAGCCCUAUAGAGAAGAAUAUGAACUGGUAGAUGAUGAUCACAUGCAAGGGGAAAUAUAUGAAGAUGAAGAUGAUGAAAAUGAUGAAAAUAACUGGCGUAAUGAUUAUCCUGAUGAAGAUGAAUUCUUACCUGAGGAAGAUGGUGAUGGAGAAAAAGAGUCCGAAGAGAGCUUCAGUGAUGAGGACCAAUGUUACAGGAGAAGAACAUGGAACAAAUACCGACAGGAGGUUCUACAGGAAUUUGGAUAUGAUGAGAUCCAGGAUUCGGAUUCUGAUUAACAGUCCUUUUCUGAAGAUGAAAUGCUACUGUUGGAGUAGAACUGAAUGAAAAUCCACACAGCUGCUGAGGGCUGUUCGUAAGAACAUUGACUAAAAAACACACCCCACCCCAAAAAAAGCCCCCCGGAAAACAACUUCCUGGUAAAAGUUGUGCUCAUUCAUUUCCUACUGUCCUGGUCUUCAUGUGGAUGAACUUUAAGUUAAAUUUUUCCCUGAACUGCCUUCUGGAACUGUUGGUGACUAGCAUGGUUCAUCCUAAUGCUUACUGACUAGGCUUAAUUAUUAGAGACUAGAUUGGGAUUCCAGUAAAUGCUAAAACCUUUUACUUAUCUGAGCAGACAAUUUCAGCUGGUAGAUGUUAAACAGAUGGAUGUGAAUAUGGCCACUUGACAAAUUUUCAUUCCAAGCAAAAGUUACUGCAUACUUUAAAAUUUUGUGAUGCUGACAUUCUGAAGGAACCUGCCAAGCUGCAUGCCCAGGCAUUUAUACCUGUACCAAAAUUACCUCCACAUUACAUAUGGAGGUACUGCUGGCAGCUGUCCUUCUGGUCAUGACUAAACUGUCAGGUUGCA